CACCAGAAGCCCAACCUCCCUAAUAUCAAACCAAAAGUGGAAUGUGCCUGCAUGAUCCCACUGCCUAUUACUGAAUCACACAUAAACUUCCUGAGAGAAUCAGAACCAUUCUCACAUUUUGCGCUGUUAUGUCUAUCUUUCUCAGAAUAACUCUAGCUUCAAUUGAUCAUACACUCCAGAAGAUAUUCUCUAAAGUUCAUGCAGGCAAGGAUAUGGCGGCGUCUGCAGACCGUGAGGCUUCAGGGAAAGUUGUAGAGAACGCUCAUGAGGAGAGGUUUUCUGGAAAAUAUGUUGAGAAAAUCAAGAGGCUUCCAGAGAAAAUCUGGGGGAUGAUGUGGAAAGUGGGUAAGGAAGAUCCCAGGAGGUUCAUCCAUGCUUUGAAAGUUGGGUCAUCUUUGACAUUGGUCUCUUUGUUGUACUUGGUGGAGCCGUUGUUUAAAGGGAUCGGCCAAAAUGCCAUUUGGGCUGUGAUGACUGUGGUCGUGGUGCUGGAGUUCACUGCAGGUGCAACUUUGUGCAAGGGACUUAAUAGAGGAUUGGGCACUCUUUUGGCAGGGUCUUUGGCAUUUCUAAUUGAGUAUGUUACAACGAAUUCUGGUCAAGUUCUUCGAGCCGUUUUCAUUGGAGGCGCAGUUUUUCUGAUUGGAGCUACAGCUACCUACAUAAGGUUCUUUCCGUAUAUAAAGAAGAACUUUGACUACGGAGUCGUGAUAUUCCUUUUGACGUUUAAUUUGAUCACAGUGUCGAGCUAUCGCGUUCAAAAUGUGUUGAAGAUAGCCCACGAGCGCCUCUCCACCAUUGCCAUUGGGUGCGCCAUCUGCCUUUUCAUGGCUCUGUUGAUAUUUCCCAACUGGUCAGGGGAAGAUCUGCAUAAUUCUACUGUAUCCAAGCUAGAAGGCCUGGCAAGAUCAAUUGAAGCAUGUGUUAAUGAAUAUUUCAGUGAGGUGAAGCCAGCAGAAGAGGGGAACGAACCAACGGAGGAUCGCAUAUACAAGGGUUAUAAGGCCAUCUUGGACUCCAAGACUAGUGAUGAGACUCUGGCACUACAUGCAAGUUGGGAACCGAGGCGUAAAAGACACUGUUAUAUCUCCCCUUGGAAGCAAUACAUUAAAUUGGGAGCCGUUCUGCGCCACUUUGGUUACACAGUCGUCGCACUACAUGGAUGUUUGAGAACAGAAAUACAGACCCCGCUUGCAGUUCGUGCACUCUUCAAGGACCCAUGCAUUAGACUCGCCAAGGAGGUACAAAAGGUCUUGAUGGAGCUCGCCGACAGCGUGAGGCACCGCCGCCAGUGCUCACCCGAGAUACUGUCCGAUCAUCUCCACGAGGCCUUGCAAGACCUAAACAUCGCAAUCAAAUCCCAACCGAGGCUCUUCCUAGGUUCAAAUGAUAACCAAACAUCGAACAUGCUUGCCCUGGCAGCUGCACAGGCCAGCCAAAAGAACCACAAAGUCUCAUUACCCAGUGUAAAGACGGACAGUUCUGCCUUACUGGAGUGGAGGACCAAAAGGGCUUCCGAGCAAUCGAGGGAGAAUGAGAGGAAGUGCCUGAGGCCGCAGCUGAGCAAGAUUGCCAUCACGAGCCUGGAGUUCUCGGAGGCUCUCCCAUUUGCAGCUUUCGCCGCCCUGCUGGUCGAGACGGUCGCAAGGCUCGACCUAGUGAUCGAGGAAGUCGAGGAAUUGGGACAGGUUGCAUGCUUUAAAGAGUUUAGACCCGACGAUCAGAUCUCUAUCACUUGCGAGCGCCUUCCCGUGGAUGUCUAUCACAAUCAUUUGCCUUCCCAUGGAGCAGAAUAGUUAGACGGUCAUUAAGACGGAGACGCAUAGAAAAUUACGUAUUAGAGAGCUGGCCAUGGAUGAUUUGGCUUGGUAUCAUAUCUUUACCUAGAGUGAGAUUCAUUUAUUGGGAUCAUG
Molecule: messenger RNA, 1913 nt
Organism: Rhodamnia argentea
Lineage: Eukaryota; Viridiplantae; Streptophyta; Magnoliopsida; Myrtales; Myrtaceae
Product: aluminum-activated malate transporter 12-like
Exons: 6
Coding region: 129-1796 (555 amino acids)
Biological process (GO): malate transport
Cellular component (GO): plant-type vacuole membrane
Source: RefSeq, a predicted model, not a curated record